This is a messenger RNA of Sphaeramia orbicularis (orbiculate cardinalfish), 2322 nucleotides long. RefSeq names its product mitogen-activated protein kinase 14a (gene mapk14a). Bases 273 to 1352 code for a protein of 359 amino acids. Lineage: Eukaryota; Metazoa; Chordata; Actinopteri; Kurtiformes; Apogonidae. Gene Ontology annotation, molecular function: MAP kinase activity; ATP binding. Gene Ontology annotation, biological process: protein phosphorylation. The record is from RefSeq and is a predicted model, not a curated record. The transcript has 12 exons.
AGGGUGAAAUCUCGGGAGUUGUCUGAAUGCAGACGCACAGUGCGAUAAGUCGCGUGAACAGUUAAAAACGUGCAUAGAGUCGGCGGCGAUAUUGCAGCAUUUCGUGAAGUUAGGAAGUCGGUGACAUUAAGUUGUUAAAAGUUACCUAACAACGAGAAACCUUUCAUUUAGGGGGUGUUUUUGUAAGUUGGGUAAAGUUGAAGUCGGGCUGCUGCUCGGACUUCCUCCCCUCGGAGCGCAGAGUCAGGUCGGUGGUCGGCAGUUCUGCAGAAAUGUCGCAGAAAGACAGACCCACAUUUUAUCGGCAGGAAGUUAAUAAGACGAUAUGGGAAGUUCCAGACAGGUACCAAAACCUAUCUCCGGUCGGCUCCGGCGCCUACGGAUCCGUGUGUUCUGCGUACGACCUGCAAACUGGGCUAAAGGUGGCUGUGAAAAAACUCUCUCGGCCGUUUCAGUCCAUCAUCCACGCUAAGAGGACAUACAGAGAGCUGCGGCUGCUCAAGCACAUGAAACAUGAAAAUGUAAUUGGUCUUUUAGAUGUCUUCACCCCUGCUACCAGUCUGAAGGAAUUUACUGAUGUAUACCUGGUGACUCACCUAAUGGGCGCUGAUCUCAACAACAUAGUGAAAUGUCAAAAACUCACAGAUGACCACGUCCAGUUCCUCAUAUACCAGAUUCUCAGAGGGUUAAAGUACAUCCAUUCAGCCGACAUAAUUCACAGAGAUUUGAAGCCCGGUAACCUGGCUGUGAAUGAAGACUGUGAACUGAAGAUCUUGGACUUUGGUUUGGCGCGGCACACUGACGAUGAGAUGACUGGUUAUGUGGCCACUCGUUGGUACCGUGCCCCAGAGAUCAUGUUGAACUGGAUGCAUUACAACAUGACAGUGGACAUUUGGUCAGUGGGGUGUAUAAUGGCAGAGCUCCUGACUGGAAAGACGCUCUUUCCUGGUUCUGACCACAUAAACCAGCUACAGCAGAUAAUGCGUCUGACAGGAACACCCCCAGCGACUCUAAUAAACAGGAUGCCCAGUCAUGAGGCCAAGAACUACGUCAUGUCCUUGCCACAAAUGCCCAAGAGGGAUUUUGCACAUGUGUUCAUCGGUGCCAACCCUCAAGCUGUGGACCUUCUGGAGAAAAUGCUGGUUCUGGACACAGACAAGCGGUUAACAGCAGCCAAGGCUCUGAGCCACCCGUACUUUGCUCAGUACCACGACCCAGAUGAUGAGCCUGAGGCUGAACCAUAUGACCAGAGCUUUGAAAGCCGAGAGCUGGACAUCGAAGAGUGGAAACGACUAACAUAUGAGGAGGUGAUUAGUUUUGAGCCACCCGUCUUGGAGGAUGACAUGGAAUAAUGAGCCUUGUCUGCUCUCUGAUCCCAGCAUCCAGCUUUGUGUAACAACAGAGAAGAUAUGCAUUACUGUUAUGCAAACCUGCAUCAGAGUGCCUGCCAUAUGUUGUCUUUAUUACAUGAGAAGACAUGAUUUGCUCUUGUAAAGGGAUCAUAACCAGUAAGGGAAAAGGAAGACCAAUGAUCAUUAUUAUUUAUGAACCACUAUGUUGAUGGUCUGCUGCUGGAAAUCAUCACUUCUGGCCAAUAGCUGAAAUAAUUUUAUAUUCUUAUUGUUUUUCCUUUUUUGACUCAUCACUGUGACACUCAAAUGAAAUGCUGAACCAUCUGGACCUUAUAGCUGUGCUAUUAACUGUUUUUAAAUGUUCUGUUGAGUAAUUUAUGAAUAAGCUUUUAUGCAAGCACGGCACUGUGUCACAUGUUUUUUUCACUUUUAAGUGUGAAUUUUACAGUGACAUUUAGUGCUCACACAGUAAGUUAAAUAUUUUCUAAAGCAGCCCUUUUUUAGAUUUAACUUUAAAGUUGGAAAACCAUAAGUGAAUAAAAUGAAAGCCCUGGGAUUCCUCUAACACAUAUCUGAGCCUCUGCUGUUGAAGUACAGAACUAUUUUUACACCGUACCACAAAAUGGAUCACAGUUAUAUGUAGGUACAGGAUCUAUGCUUAAAUGUACAUAUCUGCCUUUUUUUUUUUAAUGUCGAAGUUAUGUUAUUAAAAUCACUUUUAGCAUGUACAUCAUUUAUGGAUUUUGUGUGUGUCUGCGAGAGUGUGUUUUACAGGAGUUUUAAGUGUUGUGUUUAAAGACUUCUAAUAGAAAUUCUUAAAGUUGUGAAAGAAGGAUUUCAAAUGUAUUUAUACUUUGAGGUGGUAUUUAUAAGCAACAAUUGAAUGAUCCUUUAAACUAUUUUCAGUCCAGCAGAAUAUUUACUAUCUUUAGUCCUUUGUGUAACAAAAUAAAGACUUAUUUUUAAGAGA